AUGUCUAGACACUCUCAACUCAGCAUUCCCAAUGCAGAGUUCGCGGCUCUGAUUGCAGGACAAUCAUCUCAGUCUCUUCCGGAGGACCUCAUUGCUGUUCGAGAGGUCUUCAAAACGGCCUAUGCCAAGGGGAUGGAGGAGCAUUUUGGAUCCACUCUUCCUCCCGCAUCGGAAUACUCUGUUCAAGACUAUAAUAUUCCGGUCGGUGAUCCCUCUGACGAGAUCCUUAUACGGUGCUUGGUGCCUUCCUUCGUGAACAAACCGAGAAAGACUUUUCCUUUGUUAGUUUGGUACCAUGGCGGAGGUUGGGUGGCUGGGUACGCGGCCAUGGAUGACUAUUUGCUCAGGCAUAUAUGCGUGGAGAUGCAAAUCUCAGUGAUGAACGUCGAUUAUCGACUAGCGCCCGAAUUUCCAUUUCCGACAGGAGUCAACGAUAGUUACGCUGCUUUAAAAUGGGCUGUAUGCAAUACUGCCUUACUUUCCGUAGAUCUUUCGAAAGGUUUCAUCGUAUCGGGCCUCUCUGCCGGUGGAAACAUUGCGGCAGCCAUUGCCGUGCGCGCACGAGAUGAUCCAUUCUUCAAGUCACAGCCUCUCACGGGACAAAUUUUGCAUUCUCCGGCUGUCGUUCAUAUGGACGCCUACCCUGAUAAGUACAAAGACGAGCUCAAAUCAGCUGAAGAGUUCGCAGAGGCAGAGGUGCUUCGCGGUUCUUCAUUUCAUUGGUUCUACGGUCUUCUCCGCGCGCCGGCCAUGGAUCCUGAUAUCUCACCUCUACUUGCCACAACACAUGUAGGCCUGCCACCGUUAUGCAUGCACGUCUCUGGAAUGGAUCCAUUACGUGACGAGAAUUUCCUAUACACGGAAGUGCUCAAAGAGCAGGGUGUUCGAACAAAGCUGUUUGUAGCAAUGGUCAAGAUAUCCUGGCCUGCCACACGCUUUCGCGUUUUUCUUUCCAACUAUGUCCAUUUCUGGACAAUUCUGGAACGAUUUCAAGGAGUCCAUCGGCUGGCUUUUGCACAUGUGUACCCGUCGCGGGCGUCUGGGUAG
Molecule: messenger RNA, 1047 nt
Organism: Heterobasidion irregulare TC 32-1
Lineage: Eukaryota; Fungi; Basidiomycota; Agaricomycetes; Russulales; Bondarzewiaceae
Product: Esterase/lipase/thioesterase
Exons: 8
Coding region: 1-1047 (348 amino acids)
Molecular function (GO): hydrolase activity
Source: RefSeq, a predicted model, not a curated record